UGUUAAAGGCAAGUUUGAGAUUAGCCGAUCGGUUCUGCUGGAUGAGUGGAUCAAAGGAGGUCGAAAUGACAAGGCCUUAGUUGACUGGGUUGUUGGCGAAUUUAAAUUUAAUGAUAUUAAUAUUGACGAGAAAGCUAAAAUCGCUAAGCAAAUCAGAAGCUUUCACCUGUAUAUGACGAAAAAUCUGGCUAAAUGUAAACGUACAAUUGAAGCAUUUAAAAAAAAAAAAAACAUUUUAGUUGGCUUUCAUCCACUAUGAUGGUUGUCUUGGAGGAAAAUAACAACCAAAUCGCUUCAGACUGUCAAAAGGGACGACCACGACUCCCUUACAGUGAUGCAGGAUCACGGCUCAAAAGAAAAAUGGCAACGGAUCUGGCUAAUAUUGAAGAAAAUAAUACAAGUUUUCUUGUCCAUGCAGCAUCAAUUUCAGCCAAAAAGGAAAAAAUGAGCGAUACUACUUUUGUAUUAAAACAUUCCAUUUCUACUUCAUCUGCAUCCACUGAAAUUAGAAAGAAAUUGAUAUUCUCAGAGCCAGUACCGCUCACACCAAUUCAGGCUCUUGCAUUUUUGAUUGACAACUCUCUAACCAAAGCCCAAUACAACGGCAUGAGAGCUUUGAAUAAAACACAAUUUAGCAAUAAUUAUCCAUCGUAUAAUAAAGUCAGCGAAGCUAAAUUAGCGUGUAGACCAGCGGGAGUUCAUGUGACAGAAACCAGAGAAAACAUAACAGAUGUCAAACUGAUCGCAAGCUAUGGAUUUGACGGUACUACCGGGCAGAGUAUGUACAAGCAGAGAUUCUUAGAAGAUGAAUCCCAUCUCAAAGACGACUCAGUUUUCGUUACCAGCCUCAUUCCAUUAAAAUUAACAGAUGAUUUAGAGACACCGUUAUGGAUAAAUAAAAGCACCCAAUCAGUAAGAUUUUGCAGACCCCUAAAGAUUGAAUUCACUAAAGAAACAAAAGAACUUAUUUUGGCGAAAAAUAGUUGUCACUUUUUCCCUUCAUCUCACAUUAAUUGACGGAAAGGUGUUGAAUAUAAUAACCGGAACGAAAUCUUGCCAGGUGUGUCCUAUCUGUGGAGCCAGUUCAAAGGAUUUUAUGAAAACCACCGAAAUAUCAAACUUUAAGGCUAAAUUUGAAAAUCUAAAUUAUGGCAUCCUCUGCACGCAUGGAUCAGAUUUUUCGAGUUUGUACUUAAAAUCUCAUACAAACUUCAAUUGGAAAAGUGGCAAACAAGGGAUAAAAAAGAAAGAGACAUGAUAACAUGCCGUAAACAAGAAGUACAAAAUUAUUUUUGACUCAAAUGGGAUUACAUGUCGAUAAGCCAAAGCAAAACGGAAGUGGAAAUACGAAUGACGGAAACACCGUAAGAAGAGCAUUUAAGAGCACAAGGCAACUUUCAUCAAUAUUAGGAUUAAAUUAUGAAAUUUUGCACAGGUUUUAUAUAAUUUUAGUAGCUAUAUCUUGCGAAUUUCAUAUAAAUAUUCCUAAAUUCAAACAAUUCUGCCAACGAACUGUAUCAAUGUAUAUGGAUCACUAUAAAUGGUAUCCGAUGUCAGCAACUGUCCACAAAGUUUUGAUUCACGGUCCGCAGAUAAUAGCAUCCUCGGUUUUACCUAUUGGUUGCUUUGGAGAGAACGCAUCUGAAGAACGCAAUAAAUUCUACAAGCGCGAUAGACGAUCAUAUUCGAGACAAAGUUCUCGUGUUAACAAUUUAUCGGACGUAUUUCACCGAUCCAUGGAUUCAUCCUUUACUUUCUAGCCUAAAAAUAAACAAAAGAUCGUCUCAAAAUAAAAAAAGCGCUUUGCCGAAAGAAGUCAUCAAUCUUUUAGA
Molecule: messenger RNA, 1832 nt
Organism: Ceratitis capitata (Mediterranean fruit fly)
Lineage: Eukaryota; Metazoa; Arthropoda; Insecta; Diptera; Tephritidae
Exons: 2
Coding region: 256-1017 (253 amino acids)
Source: RefSeq, a predicted model, not a curated record